CCUCCCUUCCCUCACCUCACCUUACCUUACCCAUCCUCCCUUCCCUAACCUUCCCUCACCUCACCUUAUACCUUACCCAUCCUCCCUUCCCUUACCUUACCUAAUCCCACCCACCCUCACCAUGACUGACCUUAAGAGCGCCAAGGCAGCCCUCAGGAAGGUGCUCAACGAGAAACUGAACGCCUUGACAAGUGAAGAAGUGGAGAGACAGUCGAAGGAGGUGGAGAAGAAGGUCCUUGCCCACCCCAAGUACAAGGACAGCAAGCGCCUGGCGAUCUACCUGUGCAUGCCCAAGGAGAUACAGACCACUGGGAUCCUUCGCCAUGCCCUGGAGAGUGGGAAGACCUGCUACAUCCCCAGGUACCAGACCAAGUCCAACUACAUGGACAUGGUGCGGCUCCAUUCCUGGGAGGAGUACGAUGCCCUGCCGGUGACGCGCUGGAACAUCAAGCAGCCGCCCAUGAGCCAGAGCUGCGAGACGGCCCUGGCGUCCGGCGGCCUGGACCUCAUCCUGAUGCCUGGUCUUGGGUUCACACGCGAGGGCCACAGGAUGGGGCGAGGAAAGGGCUACUACGACACCUUCCUGGCCAAGUGCAAGGCCUCGCAGACACCCCCACCAAGCACCAUCGCCCUGGCCUUUAAGGAGCAGGUCCUCCCAGAGAUUCCAACAGAUGAGACUGACAUAAUGAUUGACAUUGUGAUGACAGCAGAGUAGCAAACAAGUGGAAAGAGAGGGAGCUAAAAGAUAAAAUGAAAUAUUGCAAAAUUCUGCUUCAAAUAGGAAAUAGGCUUUAAAAUAAGGAGGUAAUGUAAGGUGUGGCCCAUGGAGGUCGAAUUAGUGGAGUUGACAUCAGCCCAAUUGAGUGAAUCCACCCGAGCUGUCAUUUUUACGGUCAGGGGUCAGGUGUUGUCAGGUCAAGCUCCCUCUUAAUGGGCUCGGCCAGGCUCGCCCACCCCCAUCUUUUGGCUGUAAAUUUAACAGUUCGUCGGCUUCACCUCAACGAAUGGGAUUAGUGGGGCGUGUUGACUCCACCAAUUCUACCUCCAUGGUGUGGCCUCAUUCUUCUCUAUCAGUGUGGUGUGUUGUUAAGGCAGAAAACCGAGCUUUCUUAACAGUACAAAAUCUCUAUUGGUGCUAUUGUUGGCGUAUGUACGUAACAUUGUGAAGUGUGUGCUCAGUUUGACAUUCUCCAUAUGGUUGUCGUGUCGAAAAGUAGAAUAGAUACUUAAUAAUUUGAAAAGUAGAUUACAUACUUAAUCAGUCAAAAAGUAGCAUAUGUAUUUAAUAAUUUGAAAAGUAGAUUACAUACUUAAUCAGUUAAAAAGUAGCACAUGUAUUUAAUAAUUUGAAAAGUAGAUUACACACUUAAUCAAUUAAAAAGUAGCAUAUGUAUUUAAUAAUUUGAAAAGUAGAAUACAUUGUCAAUAAUUCAAGGAGUAGAAUAUGUACUUAAAUUCAUUAGUUUCAAGAUAAGACACACACGCCAACAUUCUUGAACACUUCAGGUCACACACACACACACACUUUUAACAAGGCUUUCAUAGAGGUUGCAUUAGUUUUCCAUGGGUAGUUUUAUGAGCCUAGUGAUAGUUUGACAAGGCCUCUGCACCAUGAAUGUGGAAAACUCGCAUGAAAACCAAACUAAUGUCUUUUGCAGCCUUUGAAAAUGAUUGAGAGAUGAAAGUGUCUUAGAAUAUCAAUGUUGCCAGAUUGUCGUACUCAGUCUCAUAUUUCCCGACGUCCAUCCCAAUAACUUUUCCUGGGCCACAAUAACGAGAUUUAUUUGUAGUUAUUGUUGAAAUGGUUUAUUAUUCCUGUUUCCUGGUGAUAUUUAUGGGGGAGAAGCUGGUAAAUGUGAUGCCCCGAGUACGAUAAUCUGGCAACUUUUUUUUUUUUUUUACAGCAAAGGAGUCGGUACAAGGGCA
Messenger RNA from Eriocheir sinensis (Chinese mitten crab), 1926 nucleotides. It is a transcript of the gene Mthfs, whose product is annotated as 5-formyltetrahydrofolate cyclo-ligase-like. Gene Ontology annotation, molecular function: 5-formyltetrahydrofolate cyclo-ligase activity. The transcript is spliced from 3 exons. Gene Ontology annotation, cellular component: mitochondrion. The record is from RefSeq and is a predicted model, not a curated record. NCBI's taxonomy places the organism in Eukaryota, Metazoa, Arthropoda, Malacostraca, Decapoda, Varunidae. The coding region runs from base 122 to 715 and encodes 197 amino acids. Gene Ontology annotation, biological process: tetrahydrofolate interconversion; folic acid-containing compound biosynthetic process.